Daldinia vernicosa is the source of this 687-nucleotide messenger RNA. RefSeq lists its product as uncharacterized. Lineage: Eukaryota; Fungi; Ascomycota; Sordariomycetes; Xylariales; Hypoxylaceae. Bases 1 to 687 code for a protein of 228 amino acids. The transcript has 3 exons. The record is from RefSeq and is a predicted model, not a curated record.
AUGUCUGUUUAUUCUGAGGCACGUAUGGCCAACGCCAGGUUCGACCGUGUCAGGAUGCUGUCUGGAGGCAUCAUGGUUGGUGCUGCCAUGCUCCUACCAGCUUUCCAGCACGAAGAGGCCUUUUACCGAUACCUCAUUUUAUGGCUCUUCGGGAUCUCUACAUUCGUCCAUAAUGCUCUUAUUUGGGAGGCCGUCGUCAAUUACUUUUUCCUGGCCCUGGUUAUGAUCGUUGCGGUUAUCUUCAUCAUGAUACCACAUUCCGACGUCUCGGCAUCUUUCCUGCUCGGCCGUGUUCCCCUUCUGAUAUCUUUAAUGAGCUUAUUUGUUGAGGAUUGUUCAAGGCGCUUCAACCAAAAUAAUCGCCACAGGAAAAAAGCACAGGACCCCAAACUGGUACCUCCUGGCGCUGAUAGUGAUAUGGAUGGACGCUCAUUCUUCAUGCUUGGCCACCGUGACGAGCUAUUUUCUCACAUGAAUGGCGGUGAGAUACGACAGUAUAAUGCGUCGAGCCAACACUCAUCAGACAUAUCUCUCUCAAAUCUUGGACCCGGACGACUACCGUCAUCGUGCGAUACUAUGAUACGUGAUUUCUGGCGGGAUGAAUCUGGGAGCCUCAAUGAGUGUGAAAAGGGGGAAGGGCAAGGUGAAGAAAGCCCAGAUCUUAACAAGGUUGUUUCGUUUUGGUGA